GUAAACUUAGCUGUGGUCCACAUGAGCUGCUGACCCUAUCAGUCGGUAAAACAAACGGUCUCUAUUAUACACAGGUAUUUGGGAGGAAACGAGAGUACGAUGUAUUACAGUUGGAGGAUUAUCACUACCCUCGUGCUUUUCUUCGUUGUGGCUAACGAAAGUUCCCAUGUCUGUGCCCCCUGUGCAUGUAACUUAACAAGUGGAACAAUGGAAUGUUUGAGCAUGCCGUACUUAGUGCCACCACCACCCGGCAUGAAAACUCUCGUCCUUCGUGACGUCGAUUUUGGUACCUUCAAACACCCAAGCCUAAAUAAUUUAACUAGAGCUAACAUCUCCGAGCUGACCUUUAUAGGGUGUAAUCUGGGGGCAAUAAAACCUAUGACUUUAUUUUCGGGGCUAAGGCAUCUGAAAAAGUUACGGCUGAACAGAACGACUAUCAUCCCCGAAAAUUUACGCCUGGCGUUUUAUAGUCUGAGUAGCACAGAGAUAAAUGAGAUUUACCUAGACGACAUGGAUAUCGCUCCACUUCCGUGCCACGUUUUCGACGGGCUCAAGACAUCCAGAAUCUUUCUAAUAUCACUCCGAGGAAACUCGAUCCGGACCCUCCAGUUUUCUGAUCAUGCUGACAUCUUUCAGGAAGUCCCGAGCUUACAGGCUCUUGUCCUUUCCGAGAACCAAAUCGGCGCUGUUGAAGACAACACCUUCGCUGAACUCGUAGCUUUGCAACACUUGUUCCUGGACUUGAACAAAAUCCGACGGUUGGAGCCGUCCGCCUUUAGGAUUCCUUCUCUGGUCACGCUAAGCAUCGCCGAGAACCACUUCAAGUUUUCCUCUCUAGAAGAUACGAGUAAGCUGUUCAGUCACCUGAGUAAGCUCAAGGUACUCAAUAUCUCUGGAAACGAUCUUAAAGGUGUAAAUCCCCGAAAUCUGGUUCUUUUGUUCAGGAAUUUAACACUGGUAACAGUUUUGAAAUUGGGUCACACCGGUUUGACUUUUCUACCUUCUGGCAUAUUUCGUGGCUUGAAGAUGCUGAAGGAGAUCUAUCUGGAGGGAAACCAGUUAAAAUCUUGGCAACCUGAGACAUUCCGAAGGCUGAAUAAUUUGGAGGCACUUUACUUGAACAAAAAUAAAAUUCAAACGGUAAGUCUUGAUAAACUGUAUUCCGUGGUGAACAGGACUCAUACAGUCCAUUUAAAUCUGGCCAACAACCCAUUCUCCUGUACCUGUCAAAACAGACAUUUUCUCCAGUGGCUUAACCAAAUUCAGCAAAAACCUGUUGGGUAUCCGAAUCUUUACAGAUGCUCAAGUCCGUUUGAGCUCUUCCAGACGCCGCUCGACCAAGUCACCUUUAACAAACAGGGGUGCCAGAACCCUGAAGAGAGAGGGGAGGGAGGAUUUCGGAAGAGAGGCCCUUGCUACCCAUGCCAGUGUGACCCAACAACUCUAACCUGCAGUGGCACUGGUUUAGCCUACAUUCCACGGCCACCCUCAUCAGUGACGAAAGUUGUUUUCCAUUCAUUGCACUUCCAUGUUCUAAACCAAGCGAUCUUGAAUAACCUUACGGACAAUGCCAUCACUGAUUUCAGUAUAACGAACAGCACAAUCAUCGCACAGUCCAAUGAUACGUUUAGUCAGUUCUCCUUGAAAAGCCUCAGUCUGUCUGGCACGCUGGUCACACCGGAAGUCAUAAGGCAAGGCUUGAGCAGUUUGCAGGACAAAAAUAUUACAAGUCUUCAUCUUGAGAACAUGGAGUUGAGAGAACUCCCGUCAAACAUGUUCGCUCAUUUGAAAGGAAUUAUUCAUUUAACCACGUUGUCGUUAGCCAAUAAUAAGCUGUCAUCCGUACCCUCUGAUGGAAAUCUGUUUGUGACCUUAAGUCAAUUGAGACAUCUUGACCUUUCAAAUAACUUGCUAAAGGCUUUAAGCAAUAAUUCUUUCAAAGGCUUGCUGUCUCUUUGUUAUUUAAAUCUCGGCUCAAACCGCAUUCAGGCAGUGGAACCUUAUGUGUUCACCUUGAGUGCUCUGACGCACUUAAGGUUCGAUAAGAACCGUUAUGUCUUUUCUGCCGCCGAUGUAGGCCACAUGUUCCACAACGUAACCAGACUGCAGGUUCUAGACCUGUCCGGGAACAACUUGAGCGGCCUCAGUCCCACCAUGACGGAAACCCUUCUAAAGCCCCUGGAGGAGCUCCACAUCCUGUCUCUGGACAGCACCGGUCUAACUGAUUUGCCGACUGGAUUACUCGGCGACAAACCCGGCCUGCAAGUUCUAAGUGCAUGUAACAACAGAAUAACCGAAAUAGUUCCCAGCUUCUUCACCAGACAGACGCACCUUAGCGCGUUGUAUUUACGCGGAAACAAAAUCUCCAAAAUUUCCACAGACGUACUGGAUAUGUUGCGGGACAGCAACAUCGAAUAUCUGAAUUUAGCCAAAAAUCCCAUCGAGUGCUCUUGUCGCUCCAAGGAGUUCAUGAGCUGGAUUAACACUACGCAUGUCACUCUAGUCGAUUACCCAGAAUCCUAUAUCUGUGCGACACCAAGCGGAGAGUAUGGAAAACUGGUGUCCGAUUUUAGACAGGAUACCUGCUCGAAUUUACUACGUCAUCGACUGAGUUACACCACCGCGAUUGUUGUUGGCGUGGCAUCUGGCAUAUCUGUUGUUUUGCUUGUAGCUGUUGUUAUAGCCGUGUAUUGUCAACGUAAAAAAAUAUGGUUGUCUACAUUACGAUUUAAGGCCCGUCUUCGCAGCCAGCGUAUUGAAGCACUGAUCGAGGAGAGGAUUUAGACACUCAGCAAUGAUUAUUUGACAUCUGGUA
Messenger RNA from Liolophura sinensis, 2815 nucleotides. RefSeq names its product toll-like receptor 3. The record is from RefSeq and is a predicted model, not a curated record. The coding region runs from base 100 to 2784 and encodes 894 amino acids. Gene Ontology annotation, biological process: immune response; toll-like receptor signaling pathway. Lineage: Eukaryota; Metazoa; Mollusca; Polyplacophora; Chitonida; Chitonidae. Gene Ontology annotation, molecular function: transmembrane signaling receptor activity; protein binding. The transcript is spliced from 2 exons. Gene Ontology annotation, cellular component: plasma membrane.